GACCGCCAGCUUCCAGGUCCCCAUGCAGACUGGGGAGGCAGUCCCCGUGUCACCAAGUCAGCGUGGAUUGAGGGGACGAGUCGGGGGGUCUGUCGGACAGGGCCCGCAGAGCAAGGGGUGUGGUGCUCGCUGUUACCGUGCCGCUGCCAUCAUCAGCGCCUUGUCUGGGGUUUUCCACCCUGGGCUUGUGUAGACAGCCUCACUGCCUGUCUCCUGGGACAUCUGUAGUCAUCAUGACUGGGAUUAUAUAUACUGGGAGGGAACCCCUAGCAUCCAGUUGGGGGGCCAAUACGGCUCCACAUCCACAACACCCCAGAUGUCCCACAGAGUGACCCCACCCUCGUGUCUGCAGUGCUGGGCACCUGGGUUAGCGAAUGGGCCUUGGGGGUGCCCGGAGCCCCACACUGUAGGUGUCCUGUGCAGUGCGCUGAGAGGCUGGGCUUUGCAGUGUCACAGCUCAGCUGACAGGCGGGAGCUGUGGUGGGGUCCCCGUGCUUCUGUCUAUGUGAUUGCAGUUGUACGGAGGCUGAAAAAGGAGCAGCAAAACCUUGGGCUUGAUCUUGUGUGUCUUCACCUCUCCGGUGGCUGAUGUUGAUCGUGUUUUGUGGACAUCUCGGUCCAAGAUGGGUUCGGCCCAGAAAAAGACGACCCCAGCAGAGGUCCCGCUGAUGACUGGACAGCCCGGUCCUGGCCAUGGGAAGAAGCUGGGUCAUCGGGGUGUGGACGCAUCUGGCGAAACCACCUACAAGAAGACCACGUCCUCUACCCUGAAGGGGGCCAUCCAGCUGGGCAUUGGCUACACCGUGGGCAACCUGAGCUCCAAGCCGGAGCGCGACGUGCUUAUGCAGGACUUCUAUGUGGUGGAGAGCAUCUUCUUCCCCAGUGAAGGCAGCAACCUCACUCCCGCCCAUCACUUCCAGGACUUCAGGUUCAAGACCUAUGCGCCUGUUGCCUUCCGCUACUUCCGGGAGCUCUUUGGGAUUCGGCCAGACGACUACUUGUACUCGCUGUGCAACGAGCCGCUUAUUGAGCUGUCUAACCCCGGUGCCAGCGGCUCCCUGUUCUACGUCACCAGCGACGACGAAUUCAUCAUCAAGACGGUGAUGCACAAGGAGGCCGAGUUCCUGCAGAAGCUGCUGCCUGGCUACUACAUGAACCUCAACCAGAACCCCCGGACACUGCUGCCCAAGUUCUAUGGGCUAUACUGCGUGCAGUCAGGCGGCAAGAACAUCCGUGUGGUGGUGAUGAACAAUGUGCUGCCACGCGUGGUCAAGAUGCAUCUUAAGUUCGAUCUCAAAGGCUCCACGUACAAGCGGCGGGCCAGCAAGAAGGAGAAGGAAAAGAGCAUCCCCACCUACAAGGACCUGGACUUCAUUCAGGACAUGCCCGAGGGGCUAAUGCUUGAUGCCGACACCUUCUCUGCACUCGUCAAGACGCUGCAGCGAGACUGCCUGGUGCUGGAGAGCUUCAAGAUCAUGGACUACAGCCUGCUCCUGGGCGUCCACAACAUCGACCAGCAGGAGCGCGAGCGGCAGGCUGAGGGCGCCCAGAGCACAGCUGACGAGAAGCGGCCGCUGGGCCAGAAGGCGCUCUACUCCACAGCCAUGGAGUCCAUCCAGGGUGGCGCCGCACGCGGGGAGGCCAUCGAGACAGAUGACACGAUGGGGGGGAUCCCCGCUGUGAAUGGUCGAGGAGAGCGGCUGCUUCUGCACAUCGGAAUCAUCGACAUCUUGCAGUCCUACAGGUUCAUCAAGAAGCUGGAACACACCUGGAAGGCUCUCGUCCACGAUGGCGACACAGUCUCCGUCCACCGGCCCAGCUUCUAUGCCGAGCGCUUCUUCAAGUUCAUGAGCAACACGGUUUUCCGGAAGAACUCCUCCCUGAAGUCCUCACCGUCCAAGAAGGGCCGUGGUGCCUUGCUGGCCGUCAAGCCCCUGGGGCCCACGGCCGCCUUCUCGGCCAGCCAGAUCCCCAGCGAGCGGGAGGAUGCACAGUACGACCUGCGGGGGGCCCGCAGCUACCCCACACUGGAGGACGAGGGCCGGCCGGACCUCUUGCCCUGCACGCCGCCAUCUUUUGAGGAGGCCACCACCGCCUCCAUCGCCACGACCCUGUCCUCCACGUCCCUCUCCAUCCCAGAGCGGUCCCCUUCGGAGUCGUCGGAGCAGCCACGGUACAGGCGGCGCACACAGUCCUCGGGACAGGAUGGCCGGCCCCAGGAGGAGACGCACGCGGAGGAGGACCUACAGCAGAUCACGGUGCAGGUGGAGCCUGCGUGCAGCGUGGAGAUCGUGGUCCCCAAGGAGGAAGAUGCAGGGGAGGGGGCGUCCCCAGCCUGUGCCUCUGCCGCUGUCGAAGCGGAAACCGCCAGCCAGGCCUCCGAGCCCGCCAGCCAGGCCUCAGACGAGGAAGACGCGCCCGCCACGGACAUCUACUUUUGGGUACAGCGGGCAGGCUCCGUGCUUAGGGAGGCCGGGGCAGGUGGGCUCCACGCUGCCGGCCUCAAGGGACGAGGAUGCACAGCUGCUCCUGGACAAGCGGGUCCUGAGCUAUCUCCCCAGGAUGCCCCGCUCCGGGAUCAGAUGGUCCUGAUUACAGCAGAGAGGGCCAAACACCAGCACCGCCUGCUGUCCUCUUCCCAGACUUUGAUUCUCACCUGUGACCCCCAACCCUGCCCUUGCCCAGUGCUGGGCCUCGGGGCUGUUUGGGUGAGCCUGGCCCUCCUGCUGACAUCGCUGCUUCUUAACAACCCCCUGCUCUCAGUCCCCAAGCCAAUGCUGCCUGGCCUGCAGGGCAUCAAGCGCGUGCACCCUGUGUUCCCCCCGACCCCCACCCCAGCGGGGCUGACCUGUCCCAUCCUCUGGAUCUGUGUGUGAGGUGGCCCCAGGGGCCCUGUCCUGUCAGGAGUCAGGUGCGUGAAACCCGGAUCUGCAGCCAGGCCCGGCAUGCAGCAGAGAAGAAAGCCAGUGGGACACCAACCCCCUCUUCCCGCUUGGCACAGCUUACCUGCCCCGCCCGAUGCCCUCCCCGCCUGCCCGCCCGCCAGACUCCCGUGGCCUCGUCCUAUCACUUCAUCCUGUCCUCUGUUUGCUUCCUCCCCCGCCCG
This is a messenger RNA of Dama dama (fallow deer), 3106 nucleotides long. It is a transcript of the gene PIP5K1C, whose product is annotated as phosphatidylinositol-4-phosphate 5-kinase type 1 gamma. Gene Ontology annotation, biological process: phosphatidylinositol metabolic process. The coding region runs from base 624 to 2876 and encodes 750 amino acids. The record is from RefSeq and is a predicted model, not a curated record. The transcript is spliced from 18 exons. Gene Ontology annotation, molecular function: phosphatidylinositol kinase activity. Lineage: Eukaryota; Metazoa; Chordata; Mammalia; Artiodactyla; Cervidae.